UGUAACUUCUUACUCCUAGCGAGGCCACCGGUACACUAUUCCUUGCAAUGCACAAUUGCAAGCUUACAGAGGUCUGUGCAUCGGAGCCUAGUAGAUAGCUACCCGGAGAGAUGCUUACUUUGGAACACCAGUACUCUUCCUGUUUAUACGGAUAUAGAUAGUCCAGUACCAGAGCGCUGGACCUUGUAAAACAGAGCACCGUUGCGUUCAUUCUACCGCACCUGGGAAACCUGGCGGCUAGUCUGGAGGAGUUGGCUCUCUAAGAACAUGGCCGCACCCAAUCCGGGUUGUCCGGCCUUUAAGACCUGGCGUGGUGUGUCCGCUCGCAACAGCCAGCGCGCUCAGGAAGACGCAAAGACCCCGGUCUUCGCGACACUAUGCAGCAUAUACGUUCCUACCGACCUCCGUGGCCUCCUUGAACCUCGUCCUCGUAGUUUUGGCUUAAGGGACUUGGAGUCGGCUGUGGUCGCCAUCAAAGCUAACGACAAGUUACAGUGGCUUGGGGCUGUUAUAGCCGUUCGCAAGGGGUUAAGCUAUGGGUUCGAGCCCCCGCCCGAUAACGUGUUGGCAGCAGCUGCGGCCGCUCUCCCUCGCAUGGUGCUCUUUAUGGGAGUCUGGGACACCCCAAAACUGCAGCUGGAGGCAACUCGGGCGGUGGCCCUUCUUGUUUGGAGCGGCGGGGCUCGCCUCUGUGCGGCGGUCGUAGCAGCUGGCGCGCUGGACGCAGCAGUGGCGUUGCUACAGCCGGAGGAGGACGAGGCCUCAGAGCCUGACGAGGCAACUGAACUGCGGGAAGAGGCGGCACGGCUGCUGGGCAACGUUGCAAGCUACGGUGUAGGGCCCCGUGACGCCUGCCUGCAAGCGGGGGUACUGCCAGCGCUGCUUUCAGCCGCUGCCCGCUGCCUCACUCCUCCUGUGCAGCGGCUCGCGCCCGGGUCCUCUGGGACGCCGCUUUCUCCCAGCUCAGCCAUGCAGCAACAGCAGCAGCUCCAGCAAGCCUACCCAGCAACGGUGCGGCCACUUUCCGCACUGGCACUACAGCAGCAGCAACAGGACCAAAAGACAAGGGCACAGCAGGCAACAUCACCACCACCACCGCCGCCGGCGCCGUUGCUUCUUCCAAGGCUGCUAGUAAACCAGCUGCAGCAGCAGCUGCUGCCCCCUUCGCGGCCUCUUUCUGCCUCGUACCAGCAGCAGCACCAGCAACCCCAGCAAGCCGCAGCCCGGGCUCCCUCCCCACUCCUCCUGGUGUCACCUCCCCCCUCGCCCCUAACCUCCCCCACUUCCCCGACGCCUGCCGCUCUGUUACAACAGCAGCAGCGACCCUACUUGACUUCCCCGUCCUCUCCUUUAUCGCCUCCUCCUUCUCCUCUUGCCCUUCCCUGGCAUCAUCGCCAUUACCACUACCAGCAACAGCAGCAACGGCAGCAGCAGCAACAGCAGCAAGCGCGGCCCUUCUCAGCAGUGGUACACCCUACCACCUCCAGGGCUUCUACGCCUCUUCCCGUGCCCUCGCCUCCGCCUCCCUCGCCCGCGCCCCCUCGCGGCCCGCCUCCCGUACGACAGCUCGCUCGUCUGGCCCUGAUGCUGCUAGCCUCCAAGCCUCGAGACUGCUCUGUGUCGCGGGAGUUGCUGCCCUCGCUCUCCCAGCUGCUGCUGCGAGCCGCUCCGCACUGCCACCGCCGCCAGUGCCGUCACCGCCACCACCACGGCAUCGCAGCAGCAGCAGGUGCAGGUGCAGUCGGGAGGAGAACUGCGGCCGGUGGUGCUGCAGCAGGCGGUGGUGAUGGUUGCAACGGCGGCAGCUGCGGGGAUGACGACGCUGAUGGCGACGAUGGCGACAAGGCCCUGGAGCCAGCGCCCAAGGAGGGUGUUGAUGCUGCUGGGGAUGCCGGCUUCUCCUUGCAUGGGCAGCCAGAGCAGCAGCAGCAGCAGGGGACGUGGCGGCGGCAGCGUCCUAGGAGGUUGCAGGGGAUAACGGACGGUACACGGCGCCCCUUGUGUUGCGCCUCCUCGUCUUCUUCCUCGUGCUGCGGGGCCUGUUGUGACCUGAUGGCAGCACUGGCGUUAGCAGCCGAGGAUUGUCCGGAGGGGGUGGUGGCGGAGGGCGUGCCGGAGGGGGUGGUGGCGGCGGCUGCCAAGACCCUCGCCCUCUUUUCCCGUUCCCUCGGCGACUUGUUCUCCUCCUCCUCAUCUUCCUCUUCGGAUACCGCUGGCGGCGUCGCGCAUCAGGGUAGUGCGAUCGGCAGCAGCACCGGCGGCGGCAGCAGUGCCAGCAGCAGCAUGAGUGGCAUGGCUGGCAUGGGCUGCAGCGGCAGCGGCGGCGACAACAACAGCUACUGCGGCCUGCCUCGCGGGGCCAGCAGCGAUGGAAGCAUUGCUAGCUACGGAGAAGGGAGUCGCAGCAGCAGUAUCAGCGGAGGAGGAGGCGGAGGGGCGGGUGUAGGCGGCACUGCUAUCGGAGAGGAGGGUGAAGCCCGCUGCUGCCAUGUCGGCUGGGAGCUGCCUCAGCGGGCGGCUCACUUGCUAUCGACGCUCUGUGAGACGGGUGGCCAGAAGCUCGUGCAGGCGGUGCUGGGCGCGGGAGCGCUCCAAGGCGCCUUUAGGCCGCUUAUGAUGCAGCAGCUGCUGCUGCCGGUGCUGCAGGUCGGUUCCCUUGGCUGUGAGGAGGAGGAGCAGCAGCAGGGCCAGCAGGCGCAGCAGCGGCAGGGGCAGGGGCAGCAGGACAGGAGCCAGCAGCAGCUAGGCAGGCAACCGGCGUCCCCGGGUUGCGAGGGAGGAGACGAGAGGGAGGCGGAGGGGGCUGCUGAGGAGGUGGUACUGGAGGGUGUUGAGGCGGUGGUGCUGGAGGUGUGCGCAGCAGCAGGCAACAUUGCAGCGCAUGGAUUGCUGGCCCAGGCUGCCGCCCUGGUGCAUGCGGACCUGCUGCGGCCGCUGGUGCGCCUCAUGCUGCCGCCGCCGCCACCGGGGGGCAGCGGCGGCAGUGCGGGUGGAGCAGGAGGCAGCAGCAGGGGGUCAGGCGGCAGCGACACCGAGGAGCGUCAGCCUCAGCCGCUGGAGGUCCGGCGCUGUGCCGCCCUGGCACUGAGCUACCUAGCCGUGAAGGACGUGUCGCUAGCUCAGGCGGUGUUCUCCGCCGGUGCAGCCGUGCCGCUGUCCGCUCUGGUUGCCGAGCUGGGGGGCAGUUGCGGGGGUCCUGACAUGCGCGCGGUGGUGGCGGCAGCGGAGGCGCUGCUUGCCAUGGCACAGGCGGGAGCCCCCUGCAGCAGUACCCCCAGCGGCAGCCGUAACAGCAGCAACGCGGGUAGCUGGGAAGGCCACAGAGUUGGUGGGAGCUACGGGGGCGGGGGCGAUGAUGAUGAGGAUGAGGAUGACGAUGAAGACGACGACGACGCUGAACUCAAUCCUGUUCUCAUGUCGUACAUUGACGGAGGAGGAAGCGGUGCAGCCGGAGGGGGGGUGUACGACAAUCUUAAGUUAGCGCUGGCGAGAGGCAUGUUGCCUCGAGCGGCGGUGAAGGUGGAACUGCUGAUGACGUGGCUUCCGCGCCGUACAGCAGGUGUACGGUGAUGCCGUACGUACGGUGAUGCGUGCGCCGUCAGUCAUGUUUGUUCGUACAGAGAUGCAUGUGCCUUUACUCUAUGACAUGGUACGGUAUGUUGUCGUACAGUUUGGUAUGGGGAUCUAGAGCUGGGUAAGUACAGGGUAGCAGGGGCGGCAGUAAUAAUAGCUAUAGUACGGUAGUUAGGCCGUGUAGCGAUGCAACACGGAUUCGAGCAUUGGUGCACUCGUGUUGCCUUUGCUGGCUGAUUAUUGAUUAUCUAUAGUAGCAUUCGAUGUACGCACAGCAGGGAAUUGCAGGUAUUUGCAACACCUGUGGGCACCUAGAUAUACACGAGAGGACAGGGCAGGGCGUCACGUGAGACAUAUCGGUAGUUGACAGCUGGAUUAUUGUUUGUCACGACGAUGUGAGUGUUACUUUCGAUGUUAGUGGUGGCUGACGGCGACCCGCGGGUCACAAGCGGAGGAAGGUUCAGGAGGACUACCCUUCUGUGUUGUCAACCAAGCAGGUAUUGACAACACCUGUGGGUACCGGUUUACAUGCACGUUGGUUUCGGUAGAAAAUGGCUGUGUGUAUGCGUAGAUGCUUCAAUACCACUCUAUUCUUGCGAAGCAUGUUUUGGCUUUGGCUUGGUGGGCAAGCGCGAGUAGCAGUAGGAUACUAGCAGUAAAUUCAUUAAUAGAUAGGAAACAAACCCAUACAUCUCUGCUACGAGUACGAGUAGGGUGGUGUGGGGAGUGGGGCGACGGGUCUAGGUGCACGGUGGUAGCGGAGCCGGAUAGGCACCUGGAUGGCGGUGCCACUAUUGCUGCAUCCGAUGCUACUGCCUACUGCUCUGGGCCCUGUGUGCGUGUGAAGGGCACUCCAACAGUACUCAGUUGGGGGUCAGACCAAAUGUCGAUGACCGCAUUCCUUCUUUCUUCAUGUUUCUCCUCUCUUAUCCUGGACUUCUUUUAUCUCUUCUUUUCUGUAGCUAUGGAUGGUUCUGGCGUGCUGGAUGCUUGCACGUGUGUGUUCUAACGAUUUCCUUAUGCAAUCUUGCAUAAAGAUUACUUGACGGUACUCGGAUGCUUGUGUAUGUGUGGGUACGGCAGGUGUCAUGAGUACGACUGGGUACGUGGGGAACAUGUACGGAUACAAGGAGGUCGGUGCCUUCGACCGGUACUGCCGUACACUCCUUGCGAGAAGGAGACGGCAGCACUGGCGGCAUGGUCCGUACCAGUUUAACCAAUGCGGGCAUUGCCAGGCACGUUAGGCUACUACGAUGCGGUGUCAUGAAUUGCGUAGCUGAUCCGUUGGGGCCUGUCAGCUUUUGUAGCUCGUCGCUUGAAAGCAGCUCUUAGUAGUUUAGAGAUGUGUUUGGUUGCUGAUGUGAUGCUGCCAUGCCUGUCAAUGUUAACCGAGUAUGGUACGGUGCGGGUCGCAAGCUUCACAUCUGUUCUGCACAGUGGCUGGCUAGGAUCCUCAACUUUAGUCCACCGGGCCCAAAAGCGAGUGGAUGCGCGCGACGUAAGCAAAUACCGUAAUCGCCUGACGGCUGACGGCUCAGUGAAAAGGGCUAGCAACAUAACGUGCAGCCUUGAAGUUCAUCCGAAGUAACAGAGGUUCACGUGCCGCUGUCGCCCGGAGUCGCAAGGUUCGCAUGUGUGCUCCACAAGGCCACAGCAACCGACAUGUUGCUGUCAACGGUUUGUAACAGACACGACGGCACCAGAAUCGCUCCUCUGGUGGCCUAGCAAUCUUGUCUUGCAACGUUUAGCCGUAGGUGGAGAGGGCGAAUAUGUGGCUAAUGGCUAACCGCAGAUCGCUCCUUUUGUCCAGACUACCGCUGCUUUUGCUGGCCCUGUUGCGAUUCAGGGAAGGCUUGGCCCAGCAGCAGGGAGAAAAGCUAGAGCAUUGUGAGCUGCAUCCUAAAAUAGAAGAGCGCAUCGCGAAAGAUGCACGUAUUUGGGGAAGUAAAGGCAUCACAGAAGACUUAGUCCUCUCCGUCAGCAAAUUCUGUUUGACGCCGGAGCGUAUUACAGAGAAUCACUGCAACUGUCAUCCGCAGCGGAUCCUAAUAGAAAACGGUACUGUCUACUUGAACAACCUAAUUCCAUCGCAUCGGCUGGGGCCGCAUGAACACAUCGGGCUGCUCGUGGAGCUGUAUGAAGCAAGCCAAGUCUACAAGCUUCCGAAUGUGGAGUUCACGUACUGGCUAGAUGACCACCCCCCCGGCGAACUAGACCUGAAGGGUCCGCCCCCCGGCGGGGAGGGCAGCGGGCCCCCCAGAACCGCCUGGCCCUACCCGCCCGAGGGGGGCCUGCCGCCCAUGGUUGCAUGGAGCAAGUCCGCUGACAACGGAGUGCUCAUGGUGCCGUACAGCGGCGCAUUCAGGUGCGCUACGGACAGCUUUGACGCAUUGGAGUCGCAGUUGACGCAGCUGGACAGCGUUCCCUGGGAGCAGCGCAAGGAGGUCGCAUUUGGCCGCUGGAACGGGUUCUGUACCUACUACUACACGUGGCCGCCGGGCAGCAGGGGCGGGCGGCUGAGAACCGACGACGGUCGGCCCGCGCCCUGCCCCCGCCUGCACCUGAACACCCUGUCCGACUCGCACCCCCAGCUGCUGGAUGCCUACGAUCUGGGCCGCGCGCGACCCGUGCCGCUGGCGCACCAGAACGCGCACAAGUACCUGGUGUCCACGGAUGGCUGGUCCAUCAGCUCCAAGUUCGACAAGUACCUGCUGCUGGGGUCCGCCGUACUCAAGGCCGCCUCCAUCCGCGAUGGCUUCUACUACGAUGCGAUAAAGGCAUAUGAACACUACGUGCCCUUCAUGGUCAAACACCAGGACGAUGUGGUUGAGGCCGUGCAGUGGUGUCGUGCGCACGACCCGCAAGCCCGCCACAUCGCCGCCGCUGCUCAGCAGUUCGCGCGCACCCACCUCAGCCGCCCAGCCCGGCUCUGCUACCUCUUUCGGCUGCUCACACACCUGGCAGCGCAGUACAGGUACCCCAUCAGCUGCAGCCGGCGGCAGUUGUGCGUCCCUCUGGCGGAUGAACUGCGCUUCAUGCAGAGCUUUGACAGGACCAACGAGACUUGCAACUACGCCGAGGUGUUGGACCGCUACGCGCCCUCCGACCCCUCCGACCCACGGGUCACCUCCCGCCUCGCCGAGCUGCGCACGCUACAUGAGGACCCGCUGCACUGGCCGCGAGACGACCUGUUCGUGGAGGGGCUGCGGGGGAAUGGGCAGGAGAGCGGAGAGGCGGAGAAGAAACAGCAACAGCAGCGAC
This is a messenger RNA of Astrephomene gubernaculifera, 6834 nucleotides long. The record is from the annotation of a GenBank genome assembly. Lineage: Eukaryota; Viridiplantae; Chlorophyta; Chlorophyceae; Chlamydomonadales; Astrephomenaceae.